Ostreococcus tauri is the source of this 2724-nucleotide messenger RNA. Its product is annotated as P-type ATPase, phosphorylation site. The coding region runs from base 1 to 2724 and encodes 907 amino acids. Gene Ontology annotation, biological process: regulation of intracellular pH; proton export across plasma membrane. Gene Ontology annotation, molecular function: ATP binding; ATP hydrolysis activity; P-type proton-exporting transporter activity. The record is from RefSeq and is a predicted model, not a curated record. Gene Ontology annotation, cellular component: plasma membrane. Lineage: Eukaryota; Viridiplantae; Chlorophyta; Mamiellophyceae; Mamiellales; Bathycoccaceae. The transcript has a single exon.
AUGGGGCGAAACGGGGACGACGAAGACGCGGACGUGGGACCGUCCUCGACGAAUGCCCCGCUUCUGGGUAAGGGCCGAGAGGACAGCGCGGCGUACGGCACGGAGAGCGUGGACGAUGCGCGCUUCUACAUGGGUGUGGAGCUGUCGAGUCUGCUCAACACCGGCGACGAGGGGCUCACCGAGGACGAGGCGGCGCGACGAUUGGAGAUGUUCGGCCCGAAUGAGCUGAAAGUGAAGGAGGACAACAUGUGGCUCAAGCUGGCGCUCGAGUUUGUGCAACCGAUGCCGAUGAUGAUCUGGGCAGCCAUCGCUAUCGAAUCGAUUGAGACAUACAUCCACCAGUCCAUGGACGGCUUGGUGGACGUCAUAGUGCUCGUAGUUCUGCAGCUCUUGAACGUCUUGGUUGGAUUUAUAGAGGAGAUGAAGGCUGGGGACGCGAUCGCGGCACUCAGGGAGUCGCUCAAGCCGGAGGCGACUGUGAAGCGAGAGGGUCGGGUGUACGUUAUCAAUGCGACAAAACUAGUACCCGGAGACAUCGUCGUGUUGGGCGCCGGAGGAGCGAUCCCCGCCGAUUGCACGAUGAGAGAGGGUAAACCGAUCCAGGUGGAUCAAUCUGCAUUGACGGGUGAAUCACUGCCAGUGGCAAUGUUCACGGGAGCAGAAGCAAAGAUGGGUUCCACCGUGACACGAGGGGAAAUAGAAGCCACCGUCACGGCCACGGGUAGCCACACCUUUUUUGGUAAAACUGCCGAUCUAGUUCAAGGCGUGGAUGAGCUCGGACACUUCGAGAAAGUUCUGAGAGAGAUCACGUACAUUUUGGUAGCCGUCGGUUUCCUCAUUUGUUCCAUCGUGUUCAUUUAUUUGUUGUCUAUUCGUGUUGAUUUCUGGGAAGUUUUGGCGUUCAACGUCGUCUUGUUGGUUGCAUCUAUUCCCAUUGCGUUGCGUGUCGUAUGCACGACGACGCUGGCAUUGGGCUGUCACGAACUUGCGGCUGAAAAGGCCAUUGUUGCGCGACUGUCUUCUGUGGAGGAGUUGGCUGGCAUGACCAUUUUGUGCUCGGACAAGACAGGAACGCUGACUUUGAACAAGAUGGUACUCCAAAAAGACUUGCCAACGUUUGUUCAAGACAUCACUCGCGAAGAGGUGCUCAAGUGCGCCGCGCUGGCGGCGAAGUGGUGGGAGCCACCGAAGGACGCACUGGACACGUUGGUAUUGAACGCUGUCAACGUCAGCUCCCUUAACGACUACGAACUCGUGGAUCACUUGCCUUUUGAUCCAUCUAUCAAAAGGACGGAAAGUACCAUCAAGGAUAAGCGCGGGAACGUCUUCAAAGUCACAAAGGGCGCCCCGCACGUCGUGUUGGAGUUGAGUUCAAACAAGGGAACGAUCGGCAAGGAAGUUGAGAAGGUGGUCCUCGAGCUCGCUCAUCGCGGCAUUCGCUCUCUUGCAGUGGCGCGAACGAAGGGGAGCAGCGAUGAGUUCGAAUUUCUGGGGAUCCUGACGUUCUUAGAUCCUCCCCGACCGGACACGAAGCACACGAUUGACUGCGCCAGGGAUUUUGGAGUCAGCGUCAAAAUGAUCACGGGUGAUCAUCGCGCCAUUGCAGUGGAAACAUGCAGAACGUUGGGUAUGGGAACGAACGUACUCGGUACAGAAAAACUUCCACUUAUGAAGGCGGAAGAAUUAGAGAAGGCGACUACGUUGGGACGGGACUAUGGCGAGUUGUGCAGGAAGGCUGAUGGUUUCGCUCAAGUCUUCCCAGAGCACAAGUAUUUGAUUGUUGAAGCCCUUCGCCAACAGGGUAUGCUCGUUGGUAUGACUGGCGAUGGUGUGAACGACGCUCCCGCUCUGAAGCGUGCGGACGUCGGCAUCGCGGUGCAAGGUGCCACGAGCGCCGCGCAAGCUGCAGCGGACAUUGUGCUCACUGCUCCUGGUUUGUCGACUAUUGUGACGGCAAUCGUGACUAGCCGGAAAAUUUUCCAGAGAAUGAAAAAUUUCGUCAUCUAUCGGGUGGCGUGCACGGAGCAGCUCUUAUUUUUCUUCUUUAUCUCUUGCAUCUUCUACCAUCCGAGUCAGUACAACGCCGCUUGGCCUGCGCACUUUGCGAUCCCAGUGAUCGCGCUCGUCACGAUCACCAUCUUGAACGAUGGAACGAUCAUUUCCGUAGCGUACGACAAUGUUCACGCGUCUAUGAUGCCAGAGAAAUGGGACCUGAACAUUCUGUACAUUGUUUCAUCCGCUAUAGGCAUGACUGCGCUCGCAUCAUCGGUGCUCAUGCUGAGCUCCGCAUUGCAGUCUGGCGAUCCAGAAAGCACUUGGCGCCAACUGGGUCUUCCUGCAAUGUCUUACGGCGAAAUCCAGACGCUAAUUUACUUGAAAAUCAGUCUAUCUGAUUAUUUCUCUGUGUUCAACUCUCGAACGAAGGGUUGGUUCUGGUCUCGAGCGCCGAGCGCUAUCCUGGUUGGUGCUUUCAUCAUUGCCACUGGUGCGUCCACCCUCCUGGCGGUGUACUGGCCGUUUGGAAAUGGUAUGCAAGGGAUUUCUUGGGAACUAUCCGGAUAUUGCUGGCUGUACGUCAUCGCGUGGGCGUUCAUUCAAGACGCGGGUAAAGUACUGACGUACAUGUUGCUCCAGUGGCUCGGCUGGAUUGAGAAUGUUAAGGUGAUUGACGAGAAGAAGUUGAAAAAGUACACGGAGAGCCUUCUCGAUGUUGAGGUGGAGUAG